This is a messenger RNA of Acomys russatus (golden spiny mouse), 3018 nucleotides long. It is a transcript of the gene Rbm19, whose product is annotated as RNA binding motif protein 19. Gene Ontology annotation, molecular function: RNA binding. NCBI's taxonomy places the organism in Eukaryota, Metazoa, Chordata, Mammalia, Rodentia, Muridae. The transcript is spliced from 24 exons. The record is from RefSeq and is a predicted model, not a curated record. Bases 109 to 2955 code for a protein of 948 amino acids.
GCCCACGUGACUUACUAAAGAUGGCGGCGCCCAGUGAGGCGGCGUGAAAGUUGUUGGAAGUUGCUGUUUUAGGGUGCGUGAAUCAGAAGCGAGGGAGACCUGGGAGCCAUGUCGCGUCUGAUCGUGAAGAACCUCCCGAACGGGAUGAAGGAGGAGCGAUUCCGGCAGCUUUUUGCCGCCUUUGGCACGCUGACCGACUGUAGCCUCAAGUUCACCAAGGAUGGCAAGUUCCGCAAGUUCGGUUUCAUAGGUUUCAAGUCGGAGGAGGAGGCCCAGGCAGCGCUGAGCCAUUUCCACCGGAGCUUUAUCGACACGUCCCGGAUCACAGUAGAAUUCUGCAAGUCCUUUGGAGACCCAACAAAGCCCCGAGCUUGGAGCAAACACACCCAGAAGCCAAGCCAGCCCAAGCAGCCAUCGCAAGACUCUAUUGUGUCAGACACUAAAAAAGACAAGAAGAAGAAAAAGGUGCCCAGUGACCUGGCGAAGCUGAAGGAAGAUGCCGAGUUCCAGGAGUUCCUGUCCAUCCAUCAGAAGAGGACCCAAGUGGCCACGUGGGCAAACGAUGCUUUGGACUCUGAGCUCCCAAAAUCGAAACCCAAGCCAGCCGGGGACUAUCUGAACUUCGACUCCGACUCGGAUUCAGGGCAGGAGAGUGAGGAGGAGCCAGCCCCAGAGGAACACGAAGAGGAACAAGGUCCGCAGCCGAAGGCGGCCGUGCAGGAGGGGCUGUCUGACAUGGACUACCUGAAAUCCAAGAUGGUGCGGGCAGAGGUAUCCUCUGACGAAGAGGACAGUGAAGACGAGGCAGUGAACUGUGAAGAAGGCAGUGAGGCUGAGGAAGAUGAGAGCUCGCCUGCCUCCCCAGCCCAGCAGGAGAAUGGGAGCCGGGGAGCCAUGCCUGGGAGCCGGAGGCCUCAGGAAGCUGCUGGCAAGGUAGAGAAGCCAGCCAGCCAGAAGGAACCCACCACCCCCUACACCGUGAAGCUCCGGGGAGCUCCCUUCAAUGUCACUGAGAAAAACGUCAUGGAAUUCUUGGCGCCCCUGAAGCCAGUAGCCAUUCGAAUAGUGAGAAAUGCGCACGGGAACAAAACAGGGUAUGUCUUUGUGGAUCUCAGCAGCGAAGAAGAAGUGAAGAAAGCUCUGAAGUGCAACCGAGAAUACAUGGGUGGACGCUAUAUCGAGGUGUUCCGAGAGAAGCAGGCCCCCACAGCCCACGGUCCCUCCAAGAGCAGCACCACCCCCUGGCAGGGCCGCACGCUCGGGGAACAUGAGGAGGAGGAGGACCUGGCUGACUCCGGGAGGCUCUUCGUGCGGAACUUGUCCUACACCAGCUCCGAGGAAGACCUGGAGAAACUCUUCUCUGCCUAUGGUCCUCUGUCAGAACUCCACUACCCCAUCGACAGCCUGACCAAGAAGCCCAAGGGCUUUGCUUUCGUCACCUUCAUGUUCCCUGAGCACGCAGUGAAGGCCUAUGCAGAGGUGGAUGGGCAGGUAUUCCAGGGCAGGAUGCUCCAUGUGCUACCAUCCACCAUCAAGAAAGAAGCCAGCCAGGAAGCCGAUACCCCCGGGUCCUCUUACAAGAAGAAGAAGGAGGCCCUGGACAAAGCCAACAGCUCCAGCUCUCAUAACUGGAACACGCUGUUCAUGGGGCCGAAUGCCGUGGCUGACGCCAUCGCACAGAAGUACGACGCCACUAAGAGCCAAGUGUUUGACCAUGAGACCAAGGGCAGCGUGGCUGUGCGUGUGGCUCUAGGAGAGACCCAGCUGGUCCAGGAGGUCCGCAACUUCCUCAUUGACAACGGCGUCAGCCUGGACUCUUUCAGCCAGGCCGCAGCAGAGCGAAGCAAGACUGUGAUCCUGGCUAAGAACCUCCCGGCAGGUACGCUGGCUGCGGAGCUACAGGAGAUCUUCGGCCGCUUUGGCAGCUUGGGCCGCGUGCUUCUGCCUGAAGGUGGCAUCACAGCCAUCGUAGAGUUCCUAGAGCCCCAGGAGGCCCGCAAGGCCUUCAGGCACCUGGCCUAUUCCAAGUUCCACCAUGUCCCCCUGUACCUGGAGUGGGCUCCAAUCGGUGUCUUCGGCGUAGCCUCCCAGAAAAAAGAUUCCCAAUCUGAGCGGCCUGCAAAGAAAGCAGAGGCAGAACGGGAGACUGCACUCGACACAGAAGGCGAAAAGGCUUCACCAGAAGGAGCAGAGGCCUUCACAGGCAAGAUGGACGAGGAAGAAGAGGAGGAAGAGGAAGAGGAAGAAAGUGUCCCAGGAUGCACUUUGUUUAUUAAGAACCUCAACUUCAGCACCACAGAGGAAACACUGAAGGAAGCGUUUUCCAGAGUAGGAGCUGUAAAGAGCUGCACGGUCUCCAAGAAAAAGAAUAAAGCAGGAGUGCUACUUUCAAUGGGAUUUGGGUUUGUGGAGUACAAGAAGCCAGAGCAGGCCCAGAAAGCCCUCAAGCAGCUCCAGGGUCACAUCGUGGACAACCAUAAGCUGGAAGUGCGGAUCUCCGAGCGGGCCACUAAGCCUGCCUUGACAUCCACUCGGAAGAAACAGGUCCCCAAGAAGCAGACAACCUCCAAGAUCCUGGUGCGGAAUAUCCCCUUCCAGGCCAACCAGAGGGAGAUCCGGGAGCUUUUCAGCACCUUCGGGGAACUGAAGACAGUGCGCCUGCCAAAGAAGAUGACGGGGACAGGAGCACACAGGGGCUUCGGCUUUGUGGACUUCGUCACCAAGCAGGAUGCAAAGAAAGCCUUCAAUGCGCUGUGUCAUAGCACCCACUUGUAUGGCCGGAGACUGGUUCUGGAAUGGGCAGACUCAGAGGUGACGGUGCAGGCCCUACGGAGGAAGACAGCCAGACACUUCCAAGAGCCCCCAAAGAAAAAGCGGUCUGUGGUGUUGGAUGAGAUCCUGGAGCAGCUGGAAGAUGGGGACAACGAUGACAGUGAGCAACUUCUUCAGCUGUGAGCUGGCACCACCAAGGUGUGUGGCUCUGGGGCCCUGGGGCCGGCGGGGCAUAGGAGGAGGUCU